CAUGAAUUAUAUGUGGGCAGAGAAAGAGAAGAGUUGCUGGUCAUAAGUAGUUUAGGAAGUUUGGUUUUUAUAACAGAGUAUCACUUGAAGGAGGUCAGAAGAAUCAGGUGCACUAUUAAGUACUUCCAAGUUGGCACCAGCAAGGCAAUUGUUUUUCAUGAUUAAUCUCUAUUGAUGAUAUUAUUAGUUAACUCAUUGGAUACUGAACUGAAUGGCUCAUAUAUUAAAGUCUAUAGGAUUGAGAGAAUUCAGUAGUCAACGGGGUAACCUCUAGAUUACCAGGUGGUCUGCUGACUCCUCACAAUUAGCAUGAAAUCCUAAUUGAGUAAAUCCACUAGUUUGUUCUGUUUUGAGAAUAACACAAUUCCCUCGAUUGUCAGGAGAAAAGUAGUCAAAGUAGUUGUUAUUUUAUAAUCAUUGUUUACAUGCUUUUAUCUUGUACAGUGUAUACUUCUCAGCCUUAUUAAUACACAUUAUUAUUCAGGAUAUAACUAUGAGAGAAUUAUUCAAUCAGAGAAAGAAUAGCAUUAAUACUGUCACAAUGAUCAAGAUUAUGUCUUAUUAUUAAAUAGACUUGUUUUUUUCCUCAAACUUUCCAUUAUAUUGUAAAUCAUUCAGUGUACCAGAUUUUUCUGUAAACCAUGUGUGAACAAACUAUGACCCAGGCUUACAUUGAUGUAUGUUGGAAGAAACCAAUCGCUAAGUUGAACUUUUGUGCACUUGAGCUGAGCAAGACACCUCUAUAAAGAGCUGAUAAUAGAUCCCUGUUGCUAUCCAGCUGUGUGUUUUCCAAGCAUUGACAUGGUAUUCUUGGAUAAGCUUCCAUUGUGAAGGAGUAUUCCUACUGAGUACAGGAGAAAGCUAAUGAGGAGAGGUGAAUGUUUUCAGACCUAUGCAGUUGUCAGUCAUCAAGUACCAAGUUUUCAAAGACACUGCUAGAAGAUUGAGAUACCAGACCAACUGCAGACAUCUAUUACCAUGGCAACGAUGGAAGGCCUUCUGCCUGGGCCAUCAUCAUCAUCUUCAUCCUCAUCGUCCUUAGGAGCUAAACGCAAGCUACCAGUGGAGUGGGAGCUGAGAGAUAGAACAGAGCCAGGAGCAUUGGAUUUUGAUAAAGACAUGAACAUCCUAUGUCAGGUAUGCGGAGACAAGGCAUCAGGCUUUCACUAUGGAGUACAUUCAUGCGAAGGCUGCAAGGGUUUCUUCCGCAGAACUGUCCAGCACAACCUAACCUACCGCCCCUGUCCGAAUGGAGGAAAGUGUGUGAUACAGAGGAAGAAUAGGAACCAAUGUCAAUCAUGUCGACUCAGGAAGUGCAUCCUUAUGGGCAUGUCCAAAAAUGCUGUUCGUUUUGGAAGGAUGUCCAAACGAGAGAAGAUGAAACUGACUCAGGUGAUGAAGGAGAUAUCAAACAAGAGCAAUGAUAUCACUGUCAGGGAUGAUAAACCCCUUGACCUGAGCCGACCUCCGAGCCAAGAAGCUAUGGUUGCUAGCGAGGAUGGGCCCCUAGCAACCACAGAGUCUCAGCAGUGUGCAAUAUCAGACGUUGUAGAACGAGAUGUAAAGGGCAGCUUGGAGGAUAUGAAAGAUGUGGGGAGGGAGCCCAGUAAAAGUAAUGACAGAGUGCAGUGUAAACCUGAUUGGUCAUCAUCUAAGACAAGCAUAAAAGAUGUUGCAGAAGUGAAACACAAUGGUAGAUGGGGUGAGUGCAAUGGAAGGAAUGGUUCUAGUUUUGGGAAGGGUGUGCAAGACAUUCAUAUUAAUGAGAAAAAGACAAGCAUCCAGGAUUUGCUUCUGACCCAGUACUGUAGCGGUCAAAUGAAUGGCUACAUCCCAAACAAUGGACUUAAUGGCAUGCAGGGUGGUGUCCAGCGAAGCAUCAAGGUUGAGAGAGACAUUCAAAAUGAUUGCCAUGGUUACCCAGCACAUCAUCCUCACCUUACUGAAAGGAUUUCAUCAGUUAUCAAGAAGGAAGAGCAAACUCCUACUUAUCAUGACUUUGAUCACAUGACAUCAGACAAGAAGCAAUAUCUCUUGCCUCGACGUAAGCAGAUUGCACGCUUACAUCACGAUGAAGAAGUGAGAAGAAACCACCAGAAUCUUACCAACGGUUACCAUGGGAAUCCGUAUCCCAAUCCACAUUUUCAUCAGAUGCCAGAGAAGUUGCAGAAUAUGAAUCUUGGGAGUAUUAAAUCUCCACCCAUGAAUGGACUGUAUGACAAUGGUGUUCAUCACAGCUUUGAAGCCAGGUUAAGCAAUACCAAGCCACACUUAGACCUGAAGAAUGGCUACAACCAUUCCAAGGUACAGAACUCUGGAGUCAAUCCAUAUCAGAAUGGAAGGAUACCCAACGGCUGCAGCACGGAUACCACCAGACUGUCCUACCACCCUGAGGCCACUCACAGGAACAGACUAAGAGCUCCUAGACUCCUCGGCGGAGGGCAUAAUCCUCACAUGCUUCAUGUCCUGCAAGGUAUGGGUCUGGUAGACUCCUUGAGCAAGGCCUACUGUACAGAGAUUGAUGCUCAGUUCUCAAGUCUAGAAGAGAUCCUUAGAGUGGCCAUCAAGAAACAUCUACGCAGUGAACAGCAUCUACAUGCAGCUGAUGGCAAAGAGACGCACGGUUCCACUGGUUUAUGCGGACUACCCUUGGAGUUAUCAGUAGGAGACAAAGAGGAUGCAUUCUGUGAUCGGUUCGCACCUAUCAUCAGCCGGAUUGUGAGCUUUGCCAAAGCUACAGAAGGCUUUGAAGACAUCCCGCAUGAAGACCAGCUGACACUGUUAAAGGCCGGCUGUUUUGAAGUGCUGCUCCUACAGCUGAGUCAAAUCCUGGACCCAGAGAGUGACUUCAUUGUGUUCACUAAUGGCGAGAAGUUUCACAGAGGUCUUCUCCAAAAGUCAGAUGUUGGAGAUUUAGUCCUUGCAUUGUCCAAGAUAGCCUCACAACUCAACCAGCUUAACCUAUCUCUGCCAGAGAGGGCGCUGUUACAAGCUUCUAUAUUAGUAGCAUCAGAUCGUAAAGGUAUCCAGAGCGUGGAUGAGGUCCGCAGCCUCCAGACACACCUUCUGGGUGUCCUAGAGAAGUUCCUCUAUGCUACACAUGCUCCUGAUGCUCUCGUGUUCCACAAGUGUCUACAGGUAGUCCUAGAUCUAAGGGUUCUUAACCUCAAGUACUCAGAGAAGCUCCUGGCCCACCAAAAGGACUAGCCUAGUCAUGUUCCUGGACAACCAUAUAGAUCUGACUGGUCUUGGCCCAUCAAAUAGACUAGCCUAGGCAUGCUCGUGGUCAACCAUAUAGAUCUGACUGGUCUUGUUCUUGCCCACCGGAUAGACUAGACUAGUCUUGUCUUACCUUUGGUCUGUCCAAAUGACUAGUCUGUUAUUGAAGUAGAUGUGCAUAUGAAUCAGGAACAAAGUAAACUCUGUAUUUAUUUCUCUGUGUGGUUUCAUAGACUGCUAUACUACAAGGAGGUUCUUUUUCCACCUUGUCAUAUGAAUAACACUACGGUAAUCUACUGAUGAAUACUACAAACAUACUAUUAUACUCAAUUUUACAAUGACUGCCAAGUAUAUGAAACUUUCUUGCCCACCUAAUGUAUUUUUAACUCAUUGGAAAUACAACUUUCUCAUUCUAAAGUAGCUAUUUACUUCCCAAGUAUUUGAACCCAUUUUAUAUAUACAACUCUAUUACAUUGGCCAUAUUUAAGGAUUUUAUUGCCGGCCAGAUAAGGUUAUAUCUUCAUUUAAGUUUAUUUAUUGAGAAAAUCACAUCCUUUAUGAGAAGACUUAACAUGUAUCUGGAUCCUAGGCUUAUAAAGAGAAAAGCAAGCUUUUUACCAAUGGUUCCUCAAAUGUAGCAAGAUAUGUUUGAUUUUUAAUGUUUAAAUCCCAAGUUUCAGUUUGCCAUUGUGCACUAAUUUCCACCGAUCUGUAGUAUCUGCUACCUAAAUGUAAAAUGCCUUAUAAAGGUAGUUGACAUACCAAAGAUAAUAAUUUGCCUUUUGUGCUUACUUUGUAGAACAACAUGGUUAUGAAUCAGUGUUUUCUAAAAUAGUAUUCCAAAAAUGAAUGACAAAUGCUAAUGAUAAAUGCGGUUGAAAUUAAUUAAUUUUUGUAUCUUUCUUUUGUGAUGUGGAAGUUCCAUUGAAGUGUAUCAUAUUUUUAGUUUGAUCUGUUUGUUUAAAAAACUAUAUGAAAAGUAUUUGAUAUAUUUCAUAAUGUGCUUACCCUUAAGCUGCCAAAAAUACCCUAUGCUGCCUGUGAACAUGUGCUGCUCAAAUAUUUUGUCUGCUCUAAGUCUGUGCAGUUUCAAAGAUAGUGUCAUUUACUUUCGUCAAUUUGCUUUCAGUUGUAAAGGCAGAGAUGAAAACCAAGUCUAAAAUG
Messenger RNA from Strongylocentrotus purpuratus (purple sea urchin), 4383 nucleotides. RefSeq lists its product as uncharacterized. Gene Ontology annotation, biological process: negative regulation of transcription by RNA polymerase II; hormone-mediated signaling pathway; cell differentiation. Bases 979 to 3207 code for a protein of 742 amino acids. Lineage: Eukaryota; Metazoa; Echinodermata; Echinoidea; Camarodonta; Strongylocentrotidae. The record is from RefSeq and is a predicted model, not a curated record. Gene Ontology annotation, molecular function: nuclear receptor activity; RNA polymerase II cis-regulatory region sequence-specific DNA binding; zinc ion binding. The transcript has 9 exons.